This is a messenger RNA of Perkinsus marinus ATCC 50983, 984 nucleotides long. RefSeq lists its product as hypothetical. The record is from RefSeq and is a predicted model, not a curated record. NCBI's taxonomy places the organism in Eukaryota, Perkinsozoa, Perkinsida, Perkinsidae. The annotation marks the transcript as partial. The transcript has a single exon.
AGCUUAUAACUUGAACCAUCGCUGUAACUAUGCCUCCUCCUUUUCCGACUGGUCCCUCUAGGGCUGCGACAGCUAAGGGAAGCCUCGUAGAGAGAGUCCCCAUUGUUAGUGCGAUCUAUAUGUUAUGUAAGGACUUUGGAUGGAAGCUUGUCACAAUGCUACACUUUACCAACCACUGGGCUAAGGGUUAUAGCUACAUCAUGCUGUCUGUUGUUACUCCGUUCUAUUUUCGUGCGAUGAACGUGAGUGGUCCAGAUAUGGAUCGAUAUUCUUCGGUAGUUUUCAUGCCUUGGGCGAUGAAGCCCUGGCUCGGCGUGGUAUCCGAUUCUUUUGCCAUCUUUGGUUACCACAAGCUCCCUUACAUGAUGAUCGUAAGCGUCCUCGGUCUAGUCGGUACCAUCCUGGCAGUAUCUCUCAACCUGGUCGAGAGCAAUGCGCCGAUUGCGACGGUUGGGCUUUUCAUGGCGAACCUUCAGUUGAUGGGGUAUGACCUGCUUGCUGAGGCAACAUACUCUAGCCGCUUACCAGCUGUCCCCAAAUCUGGACCGGCUCUGGUGAGCUACGUUUGGGUCGGAAAUCAGCUACUGGGUCUCAUCGCGACGCUGCUCGUCGGGUUCAUUGUUGAGAAUGCCGAUGGAGUGUGGGGCCUUGGUGGUGCACAGUGGGCAAUUCUGACAACGAUUUUCACAUCUUCUACUGUUAUCAUACCCGCGACGCUAAACUUCUUCGAGGAGAAGCGAGUGACUAAAGAAGAAGUCAAAGCUCAUCGUGAGCAUUUGUGGAGAAAUCAGACGACUGUUGCCAUUCUGUCGGUUGUGGUCGGAGUUAUGGCCGUGGCUUAUUCUAUCAUCGGCUUGUUAGCGGCCUCGAAUACGGUCACUUUCGUGGCCGGCUUUUUGAGCCUGAUGUUCCUCACUGGCUCGGCAUUUGCUGUGAUGAAGCCCAGUGAUCGGAAAGUUGAUGUUGUUCAAUGCGAUAUCGCAA